This is a messenger RNA of Ylistrum balloti, 1041 nucleotides long. RefSeq names its product thyrotropin-releasing hormone receptor-like. Lineage: Eukaryota; Metazoa; Mollusca; Bivalvia; Pectinida; Pectinidae. The transcript has 4 exons. Gene Ontology annotation, cellular component: membrane. Gene Ontology annotation, biological process: G protein-coupled receptor signaling pathway. The record is from RefSeq and is a predicted model, not a curated record. Gene Ontology annotation, molecular function: thyrotropin-releasing hormone receptor activity. Bases 1 to 1041 code for a protein of 346 amino acids.
AUGUUAGCCAUAUCCUUACAAGAUUCCAGCUAUCCGGAUCCCAGGAUCGUCCUCAGCAAGAGAAUGACUACCACAUACACCGGAUCAGGUAGCGGAGUAGUGAGACGUAGUUACACUCGAGAUAUUGAGUUCUUGCUGUUCAUAAACAUCAGCAUUAUAUUCGUUAUAGGAAUGCUUGGAAAUAUACUGGUAAUCGUUGUGAUUUCGCGUCGUAGAAGUAUGCAGACUCCGACCAACUGUUAUCUCAUAAGUUUGUCAGUGGCUGACUGUUUGCUUCUCUUGUCCGCAACGUUACCAGCUAUACCACAACCCUUCUUUCGGCGGAACCACUGGCCAUGGGGAAGGGCCUUGUGUUCUCUUCUCGUUUUUGUGCAAUACCUUGGUGCCGACGCGUCGGCUCUUUCCAUUACAGCAUUCACGUUGGAACGGUACAUCGCAAUAUGCCAUCCGAUGAAAGCACAAACAAUUUGCACGGCUCGAAGAGCCAAGCGUAUAAUUAUCUCCCUUUGGUGCUUCUCUGUGCUCUACUGCACACCAUGGCUCGGACUUACAACCAUGACUUACCGAAUGGCAUGCGACGGAUCGACGUCCCUUCAUAGUUGUACCUACAGACUCGAGCGAGAAUCAUACCUUUUCUAUUACAUGACAGAUUUUUUUAUUUUCUAUAUAUUUCCGUUACUUUUGUCUGGAAUUCUGUAUUCGUUUAUUAUCAGGAUACUUUACAAUAAGUCCGGCUUGGAUUCGGACGGAAGCAAAGCUCCUGAUUACUCUAACAAUCGAUCACGUCAAACGUCCAAAUCACGCUACCAGGUGAUACGCAUGCUGGUGGUGAUAGUAGUGGUGUUUGCGAUGCUGUGGCUACCGUACCGAGCUAUAGUGGUAUAUAACUCUUUGGCAGACCACAAAUACCUAAACGUCUGGUUCUGGCUCUUCUGUCGCGUCAUGGUUUACAUCAACAGUGCAGUCAACCCCAUCCUCUACAGCCUCAUGUCGCUCAAAUUCAGGAAGGCCUACCACCGGAUACUCUCAUGCAGUGAGUAG